Messenger RNA from Salarias fasciatus (jewelled blenny), 1824 nucleotides. It is a transcript of the gene ppme1, whose product is annotated as protein phosphatase methylesterase 1. Gene Ontology annotation, biological process: protein demethylation. The transcript has 14 exons. The record is from RefSeq and is a predicted model, not a curated record. Lineage: Eukaryota; Metazoa; Chordata; Actinopteri; Blenniiformes; Blenniidae. Gene Ontology annotation, molecular function: protein methylesterase activity. Bases 202 to 1332 code for a protein of 376 amino acids.
CCCAGAGAACCGUCGAAGAAGAAAUGGAGCGACUCUAAUCGCAGCCGCUAACACAACAGCAGAAGAAGACCGCUAGCCAUUAGCUUGUUAGCCAAACGCAAUUCCCCCAAAUGUCUGUCUAAUAUCCGCGCAGGGGUGGAAUAAAUCAUAUGCUGGGAAGCAGAGAGACCGGGGUGUUAAACCGAGCCGAGUUCUGACAACAUGGAGAAGCAGCUGCAUUUGAACCUGUUAGCCUCCAGACCUCCCAUGGCAGGUGGAUUUCAAUCCGGCUCCAAAAUGAAAAUGGGACCUGGACGGAAGAGAGAUUUCUCGCCCCUGCCCUGGAGUCAGUAUUUUGAAACAAUGGAAGAUGUAGAAGUGGAAAAUGAAAAUGGCAAAGAUAUUUUCAGAAUCUACUGCAGCGGCUCCCAUGGUCCUGUGCUGCUCCUGCUUCAUGGAGGAGGUCACUCUGCACUUUCCUGGGCAGUGUUUACUGGGGUUAUUUACAACAGGAUCAACUGCAGGGUCGUGGCGAUGGACCUUCGAGCUCACGGCGACACCAAAGUGAAAAAUCCUGAAGAUCUCUCUGCAGACACGAUGGCAAAGGAUAUUGGUAAAGUGGUGGAAGCUCUCUAUGGCGAGAACCCUCCUCCGAUCAUGAUUAUUGGACACAGCAUGGGUGGCGCCAUUGCCGUUCACACAGCCGCAGCGAAUCAUAUACCGUCCCUGCUCGGCCUCUGCGUCAUCGACGUCGUUGAGGGUACAGCAAUGGAUGCUUUGAACAGUAUGCAGAAUUUCCUCAGAAGUCGGCCAAAGACGUUUAAAUCUCUGGAGAACGCCAUCGAGUGGAGUGUCAAAAGUGGGCAGAUCCGAAACAUCGAGUCUGCCCGAGUGUCAAUGGGCGGUCAGGUGAAAAAAUGUGAGGAGUCCACCACCAGCUCGGGUGUCUCCAAUAGCAUCGAAGGUAUUAUUGAAGAAGAGGAGGAUGAAGAGGCAGAGGAAGAAUCUAAUAAGAAAAGAAUGAAGGAAGAUGACCAAGAGAUGAAAAAAGAGAGCGUGUUCACCUGGCGGGUGGAGCUGUCAAAGACGGAAAAAUACUGGGAGGGUUGGUUCAGAGGACUGUCUGCCCUCUUCCUCACCUGCCCUGCGCCAAAACUGCUCCUGCUCGCAGGGGUGGACCGGCUUGACAAAGACCUCACUAUUGGACAGAUGCAAGGGAAGUUUCAGAUGCAGGUGCUCCCUCAGUGUGGUCACGCCGUUCACGAGGACGCUCCUGAUAAAGUAGCAGACGCUCUAGCAACGUUUAUGGUCCGGCACAAAUUCACUGAGUUUAAAGAGGGAUACCUGUGUUAAUUCCCUUUCAGAAUAAAGCCAGCAGCUGUAGAAGAAAAAUCUUUCAAGAUUCAUCAUCAUUGUCAAAUUUAACAAGUUAUUAUUAUUAUUAUUGUUACUUUUUUUUUUCUGUUGCUUUUUGGUAUGUAGAUAUUUGCCUUUAGCUUUGCCUUACUUUUGAUGGGAUUCAUCCAUAUUUUUUUUUCUUUACAGUUAUCUUCUUUUUUUAAGAGCCGAUAAAGUAAUUCUUUUCGUAUUUAAAUAUUUUUUUGAGUGAUUGCAUCAAUGUUACUGAGUGUUUUCAAUGUUUGAAUUCCAAUGAUAAUUAAAGAUGGAUGCCGCCAAUAACGAUCUCCAAGCUGUUUCGUGUCCUUAAGAUGACAGAAGUUCUCUAAAAAUGACAAUUUGUUGGCUUGUGUUAAAUGAGGGGAUAUGCUGUGGGGAAUAAAUGUGGAAAUUUAUGUUUGUUUUAUUUUCAUUCUAAAGUAAUGGUAAUAAAUUUUUUGGAACAUG